CCCCCCUCCAUCGCUCCAUCCUUUCUCCGUUCAAGGAGUGUGGAAGCAGGAAGCUUAUGCUACCUUGACUAAUUAGCAAGGGAGAGUAGUAUUAGUAGGAUCCGUAGGUUCUUUUUGGUAGCUAGGUUGAUUAGGUGAAGAUGUUGGCGGUGUUCAGCGGCGAGGUUGUGGAGGUGCCGGCGGAGCUGGUGGCGGCCGGCAGCCGGACGCCGUCGCCCAAGACCAGGGCGUCGGAGCUCGUCAGCCGCUUCCUGGGGAGCUCGGAGCCGGCCGUGUCCAUGCAGCUGGCCGACCUCGGGCACCUCGCCUACUCCCACACCAACCAGGCCCUCCUCCGCCCAAGGUCGUUCGCGGCAAAGGACGAGAUCUUCUGCCUGUUCGAGGGGGUGCUGGACAACCUGGGGCGGCUGAGCCAGCAGUACGGGCUGUCCAAGGGCGCCAACGAGGUGGUCCUCGUCAUCGAGGCCUACAAGACGCUCCGGGACCGGGCGCCAUACCCGGCCAGCUUCAUGCUCUCCCAGCUCACCGGCAGCUAUGCCUUCGUUCUCUUCGACAAGUCCACCAACUCCGUGCUCGUCGCAUCCGAUCCCGAGGGCAAGGUGCCGCUCUUCUGGGGGAUCACUGCAGAUGGCUGCGUCGCCUUCUCUGACGACAUUGACAUGCUCAAAGGAUCAUGUGGCAAGUCACUUGCACCUUUCCCACAAGGUUGCUUCUACUCUAACGCUCUUGGAGGCUUGAAGUGCUAUGAGAACCCCAAGAACAAGGUGACUGCUGUUCCUGCAAACGAAGAAGAAAUCUGUGGUGCAACUUUCAAGGUGGAAGGCUCUACAGUCCUCACAGCACUGUAAUUUUAGGUGGAGAUGUUCGUGUGGAUGCGGGGCAUUGCAAAACUCUGUACAUGGUGGUGUAACAUAAUGGCUCCCGUAAAGAAGAGAAGUACUGCCAACGCGGCAAGAACUCCAUGUUCAUCAGUGUUGUUGGUUGUGUGUGUAUGUGCUGUAUCCCUAGUUGUUCAACUUGCAUGGAACUUGAGAGUUGAGACCAGGUGCUGCUAAUCGAUCAGUGUUGCAUGAAUGAAGUUGUGUGUAUCUGCAGCAAAUAAUGAAGCUUUUACUUCUCCA
Messenger RNA from Setaria italica (foxtail millet), 1121 nucleotides. Its product is annotated as stem-specific protein TSJT1. NCBI's taxonomy places the organism in Eukaryota, Viridiplantae, Streptophyta, Magnoliopsida, Poales, Poaceae. The record is from RefSeq and is a predicted model, not a curated record. Bases 141 to 848 code for a protein of 235 amino acids. The transcript has 5 exons.